GUCUCGCAGAGCUGGCCGUUAGCUGCAAACCUGCAAUUGCCAAGUCUUUGCCAGCAAGGUGGCUCUGUCUUGAAAGGGGAAAGGUAACACGAUGUGGAGCGUUGGCAGCCGAAUGGUGGUCAGUCUCAUGACCAUGUCAGUCACCGAGGUAUUCACCGGGUUCGCGGUCUUCUCUGUGCUAUUCCUGCUGAUCCGCGCUUCUAGAAGGAAAGUUCCCAAGGGUCUGAAGCAACCGCCAGGUCCGCUGAGUGUGCCGGUCAUUGGGCACACGCUGUCGCUGGGGGAUAACCCUCACCUGGCUCUCACUUCCAUGAGCGAGCAGUACGGAGACAUUUUCCAGAUUCGGAUCGGUACCCGGCCAGUGCUGGUUCUCAGCGGGUUGGACACUUUAAAGCAAGCACUGAUCAAGCAAGGGGACGACUUUUCUGGCCGGCCAGACCUCUACAGCUUCAAGUUUAUCAGCGAGGGCAAAAGCUUGACUUUCAGCAGCGAUUACAGCGAAGUUUGGAGACUGCGCCGAAAACUGGCGCAAAAUGCGCUGCGCACCUUUUCAGCUGAAGAGUGUAAAAAUUCCACCCACUCCUGCCUAUUGGAGGAGCAUGUCUGCAGCGAGGCGCAGUACCUGGUCGAGAUCUUUACCGAACAGAUGAAGACAAGAGGCAGCUUCGACCCAGCGAGAUACCUCGUGGUGUCGGUAGCCAAUGUAAUUUGCGCUCUGUGCUUUGGCAAGCGAUACAGCCACAACGAUCAAGAGCUCCUUAACAUCCUCAACGUGAGCGAUGAGUUCGUGAAAACUGUAGCCUCGGGCAACCCCGCCGAUUUCAUCCCAAUCCUGAGAUUCCUCCCGAACUAUUCCAUGGACAAGUUUAUCGCCUUAAACAGAAGAUUCCUAACUUUCGUUGAGAACAUUGUAAAGGAGCAUUACCGCACUUUUGACAAGGAUAACAUUCGGGAUAUAACCGAUUCUCUGAUUGGACAUUGCCAGGACAAAAAAGUGGACGAAAAUGCUAAUAUUCAAAUAUCCGAUGAAAAAAUCGUUGGCAUUGUGAAUGACUUAUUUGGAGCUGGUUUUGACACCAUUACUACUGCUCUCACCUGGUCUGUUAUGUACCUGGUCUCUUAUCCUGAAAUUCAGAAGAAAUUGCACAAGGAAAUAGAUGAGAACAUUGGGAAAGACAGAAGCCCAAGGAUAGCAGACAAGCUGUUAUUGCCCUACACUGAAGCUUUCAUCAUGGAGACCUUCCGACACUCAUCCUUUCUACCAUUUACCAUUCCUCACUGCACAACGAAAGAUACAUCAUUAAACGGAUAUUUCGUCCCUAAAAACACGUGUGUUUUUGUGAACCAGUGGCAAGUGAAUCAUGAUUUAACCCUUUGGAAAGACCCAUUUGAGUUCCACCCAGAGCGGUUUCUAAAUCCUGAUGGAAAAAGUAUCAAUAAAGUGGAAUGUGAAAAAGUUCUACUGUUUGGCAUGGGCAAAAGGAGAUGCAUUGGAGAGCCUAUUGGCCGCACAGAGGUCUUCUUGUUUCUCACCACUCUUAUCCAACAUUUGAGAUUUGAGAAAAGGCCUGGGCAGGACAUUGAUAUGACACCACAAUAUGGACUGACAAUGAAACCCAAGAGAUGUGAAGUACAAGCUGUGCAACGUUCCUCUACCAAGGCAGUGCCUUAAUUCUGUACGAAUUAAGAAAAGGAGGACAGGAUUCAAUUUUUGUAUAUUACAGAUAUAUACCUACGGUAUGAGGGAAUAGUUAAACCUUAAAUUGUAUGUUUUCUCAUGUUUAUUGAAAUAUGCUGCUGUUGUGCCACUGUUGCCUUGUAUUUAAAAUACCAAUGAAGAAGUAGCCUACUGUAUAAGCAGAAAUGAAAAAAAUACGAAAAUGAAGUUUGUGAAGCUGUAUUCAAAAUCAACACAUUUAAGAAAGUACUUGUUUUUUUAAUGAAAUAUUUUGCUACAGAAAUCAUGUAUUAAGGAAAACAUAUAUAAAACUGCUUUAUACUGUAUAAAGGGAUUUGAUGUUUAUACGUUUAAUCUCUGAUCAAAUUGAAUAAUUUGCUACAGAGGUAAAUGACUGUGCUUAUAUAAUAUGUUAUCUUCCCGACAUAUAAUGAAUGUUUUACAGCCAACUGAUUCUCAUUGAAGUUUAUCUGUUGACGUUUUGUCGGGUAAAUGUGAAAGACUGCUGAUAAAAAGGGUCAGUAACGAAGGAAAAUGCACAGCAGGUCUGCUGGCAUCUGGAAAGAAUCAGAUGAUUAUAGCACAGGUAGUUCAGUGUAAGAAGAAUCUAGUUAGUACCACCCUACGACCCUCCUAUUUUUUCAGAGAAUUAAAUAACUUCCUUUUGAACUCUAUAACUCAACUGGCUUCCACUACCAUCCCCAGCUGUGCAUUCUAGAUUUAGUUACUCAUCAUCUAAAAUGAUUAUUUCUCAUGUCAUCUUAGGGUCUUUUACUAAUCACCUUCCUAAUGUGGCCAAACUUCUUGACACACCUGCCCCAUCAAAGAGCGCAAUUUCUCUAUGUCUGCAACUUUAUUGAUGUUAAACCUUUGUUAUAUAUAAACAGCCUCAAUCUAACAUCUCUGGGAGUAUAUAUUUUUCUGCACCCUCACCAAAGACUUCACGUCUGUCCUUAACAUGGCACCUAGAUCUUGACAUAAUGCUUCAGUUGUGGCCAAACCAAUGUGUUAAGUAGGUUCAUCAUGUCUUUCUUGAUCUUAUAUUCUAUGUUUCUUUAUAGAAAUGCAAGAACCUCAUUUAAUUAACCAUUUUCUGAACAUACUUUUACACAUCCAAUGAACUACGCAUACAUAACCAGAUCUCUUUUUUCCCAUUCUCUUUUUAAUUGUUUGGCCACAAGUAUAUUGACUGUAUAUAUUGCAUCGCAGUCAUGCAGGGAGUGAAUGUGCAAAGUGUAGGUGGACAGCAGGUGAGCAGAGUUUAGUAUUGUUUAGUCUUCCUUAAUGGAGAUUCUAGCAGCAUCUUCUAUUGAAGAAGAAUGAUAUGAUGUUUUUAUCUAGCACUUCAGUCAUCCUUUCUGCCUUCAGGAGGUCAUACAACCGUACUGGCCCUUCUGGUUCUUCCUACCAAAAUGUCAUAUUUAAUAAUUGCAUUUCAUCUGCCACCUAUUCAGUUUACUAAUCUGUUUGUAUCUCCUUGAAAUGUGUUACUAUCCUCUCAUUUCACUCUACUACAAAGUUCUGUGUCAUCUGCAAGUCUGGCAAUUGUACUCAAUGCAGUCAUCCAGGCCAUUAAUUUUAGAAUAAAGGGCAAGGCUAGAGAGGUUAGGAAUCAUGAUGGAUGAGGGAUAUUGAGGCUGUGGUCUGGGGAGAGGAUACCUAUGAGUGGUAUAGGCAACUGAGACCAAGAGAAUCCCUUGGGAAGUAAAAGGGAUAUAGGAGUAUAGUUAAGAAAAUGUGAGAUAGCUGAGAAUUCCCAGAUAUUCUAUGGGUAUGCUAAAAGCUAAAGGGUAACUAAGAAGUGAAUAGGUCCUCAAAAGGGUCACUGUGGUCAUCUACACGUGGAGCCAAUGGGAGAUGAGCGUGGUUUUAAAUACUUUUUGGCCGUAUUUACUGUAGAGGCCAUGGGAACUGGAAAAUUCUGGGAAGGGAAUAGUAAUGCCUUGAAACAGAACCAUGUUACAAAAAAGGAGAUGCUGGUAGCCUGGAAAUGCAUAAAGUUCUGGGGCCUGACCAGGUAUAUCCUAAGACCUUGUGGGAAACCAGAGAAGGAUUUACUGACAGAGAUAUUUGAAGCAUCAUUAGCCACAGGUAAGAAAUAAUGGAAUACUGAAGGGUGCUAAUUUGUCUUUAUUUAAGAAGGGCUGCAAGGACAAGCCAGAAACUAGUCUAAUAUCAGUGAUGAGAAAUGUAUUUGAGGGGAUUCUGAGGGUCAGGAUCUACCUAUAUUUUGAAAGGCCUUGAAUAAAUUUAUGCUGGCUUCUUAACCAAUUCACACUUGUCCAGGUGACUGAAAAUUCCGUGCCUGAUUAUUGUUUCUUAUAUGCCUCUUCCAGCAGUGACACUACCAGCUCUGCAGUCAUUGGAUACAUUGCUAUAUCUUUAUGUGGACAGUGGCAUAAUAUUGCAAGUUUACACACUCUAAAACACACCCCUGUAUCUAUAGAUGUUUGGAAGCUUGUACCAGAAGCUCUGCUCUUCCCACACCCCCCACCACCCCCACUUCGCUCAGCAACUUUGGAAGCAUUCUAUCCAUGUUUAAUCAGCGGCAUCUGUCAUGAGAUUUGUUAUUAUGUGGCAGCAGUACAAAUAUAUAAAAGUAUAAUAAAUAAGUUAAAUUAAAUAAGCAGUGCAAAAAGAGAAAAAAAAGUAGUAAGGUAGUGUUCAUGGAUUCAAUGUUCAUGCAGAAAUCUGAUGGCAGAUGGGAAGAAGCUAGUCCUGAAAUGUUGAGUGUGCCCCUUCAGCGUUGCCUUUCUGUUAGCUUGAACCAGUUUGACCAUUUUCUUCUGACCUUUCUCACUAACAAGACAUUUUUGCCCACAGAACUGCUGCUGACUGGAUGUUUUUUGUUAUUCGCAUCGUUCUCUCAUACUUCAGGGACUGUUCUGCGUGAAAAUCCCAGGUGAUCAGCAGUUUCUGAGGUACUCAAACCACCUCUCCUGGCAACAACAAUCAUUCCAUGGUCAAAGUCACCGAGAUGACAUUUCUUAGCCACUUUGAUGUUUGGUUUGAGAAACAUCUAACCCUUUUGACCAUGUCUGCAUGCUUUUAUGCAUUGAGUUGCUGCCACAUGAUUGUCUAAUUAAAUAUUUGCAUUAACAACCAGGUAUACAGGUGUACCUAAUAAAGUGGCCACUGAGUGUAUAUGCAAGUCAAACUGCUGCCAAGAUUUCAGCAUAAUCUUCUAUCCCAUAUUUAACAUCUCUACCACCUCAAGGCAGCAUUGAAAUAAAUGCAUGGGAUUAACAAUCUCUUUCACACUACUAACUAUCCUGAUCAGUAAAUUUUCAAGUAUUCUUUCACUGGCACUGGACUAGAAUCUGAAAAUCUCCUGCCAUAUAGCAAGAGAAUUCUUAGCGAAUCAAUUACAGAAAUUCAAGAAGGUAGCUUACUAUGACUUUCUUAAGGGACGUUUAGGUUUUAGCAGUACUGCCAACAUCCCAUGAAAAUAAAAUAACUAUGUUUAUGAAGCAAAUUGUAUGAGCUAAUGGGAAAAAGCAGAGGGGAAUUAAAUAAUUACUCUUCCAAAGAACUUGCAGAGACAUAAUGGGCCAAGGUUCUCCUGUAUCAUGGGAAAAUAUAAAAUAUAUCAUGGUGAUAGUAGGGGUUGCUGAUCAAAAAGACAAAAUGGCAAUUU
Mobula hypostoma (lesser devil ray) is the source of this 5315-nucleotide messenger RNA. It is a transcript of the gene cyp1a, whose product is annotated as cytochrome P450 1A1. Lineage: Eukaryota; Metazoa; Chordata; Chondrichthyes; Myliobatiformes; Myliobatidae. Gene Ontology annotation, biological process: hormone biosynthetic process; progesterone metabolic process. Gene Ontology annotation, molecular function: iron ion binding; oxidoreductase activity, acting on paired donors, with incorporation or reduction of molecular oxygen, reduced flavin or flavoprotein as one donor, and incorporation of one atom of oxygen; steroid 17-alpha-monooxygenase activity. The record is from RefSeq and is a predicted model, not a curated record. The transcript is spliced from 7 exons. The coding region runs from base 92 to 1672 and encodes 526 amino acids.